AUGAAGAUCUGGAGCACUGAGCAUGUUUUCAGCUACCCAUGGGAGACGGUUAUCAAGGCUGCCAUGAGGAAGUACCCCAACCCCAUGAACCCCAACGUGGUGGGCGUGGACGUGCUGGAUCGCAACCUGGACGCAGAGGGACGCCUCCACAGCCACAGACUGCUGAGCACGGAGUGGGGGCUGCCGGGUAUCGUCCGAGCGAUUCUGGGGACCAACCACACACAGACAUACGUGAAGGAGCAUUCAAUAGUCGACCCAGAUGAGAAAAAGAUGGAGUUGUGCUCAACGAAUAUUACUCUCACCAACCUAAUAUCGGUGGAUGAGAGGCUUGUUUACAGACCGCAUCCAGACAACCCGGAGGUGACGGUCCUGACGCAGGAGGCCAUCAUCACUGUCAAGGGAGUCAGUCUGAGCAGUUACCUGGAGGGAAUGAUGGUCAGGAGCAUGUCUGCAAACGCCCGGAAGCUGUACUGCUUCAAUAAAAACUAA
Messenger RNA from Menidia menidia (Atlantic silverside), 489 nucleotides. The record is from the annotation of a GenBank genome assembly. Lineage: Eukaryota; Metazoa; Chordata; Actinopteri; Atheriniformes; Atherinopsidae.